Messenger RNA from Ctenopharyngodon idella (grass carp), 1551 nucleotides. RefSeq names its product acidic fibroblast growth factor intracellular-binding protein B. The coding region runs from base 343 to 1416 and encodes 357 amino acids. Gene Ontology annotation, molecular function: fibroblast growth factor binding. Gene Ontology annotation, cellular component: nucleus. The record is from RefSeq and is a predicted model, not a curated record. The transcript is spliced from 11 exons. Lineage: Eukaryota; Metazoa; Chordata; Actinopteri; Cypriniformes; Xenocyprididae. Gene Ontology annotation, biological process: platelet aggregation.
AAUGUCUAUGGUGAAUGUAGUUCAGCUGGAGUCAAACCACCAGGAACAGGAGUCAGGACUCAAACGACUGCGAGGAGUUUGACAGCAUCUUCUUCUGCCAGUUACGUGUACCACAUCAGCAGUCAGUGCUCAUAGAUAUGGUAUUAUUUGUUUGUAUUCCUGUAUAAAGCGCAUAGAUAGAUCUGCACGUGCGUGUUUAGAAUUGUAACUGCGCAGUAAGCUCAGCUCGCAGAUGAGUCCUACAGAGCGAUACCGUGGACGCCACUUUUUGCAGUGUUUUACCAUCAGCUAACAGCGUCUUUAUUGACUGACCUUCCAGUGCUAAACAUAAAUAACACGAAAAUGUCUAUGGAGUUAGAUGUGUUUGUGGGGAAUACCAUCGUCCUGGAUGAAGAUGUGUACCAACUGUGGUUGGAUGGACACACAGUCACAGAUGCAGUGCGAAUGCGGAUGGAAGCAGGAGCCUUGCUGGAGUGUGAAGGCAAUGCAGAAGUUCUGCACAGCGACACCAUGGACCAGUUCAGAACAUUCCAGAUGUGUGAGCGGCUCCUACAGUCCCCUUCCAAAGUGGCCAAUCAGCUUCUUUUCCAGAUCCCUCCUCACCGUCAAACCAUGCUUAUUGAGAGGUACUAUAAGUUUGAUAGUGUGUUUGCCAGGGAGGUCCUGGGUAAGAAACUCUCCAAAGGGACCAAAAAAGACUUGGACGACAUCAGUUCAAAGACUGGGAUUGCACUCAAGAGCUGUCGUCGACAGUUUGACAAUUUCAAGCGUGUGUUUAAAGUGGUGGAAGAGCUAAAAGGCCCUCUAGUGGAGAACAUACAACAUCACUUUCUUCUGUCUGAUGUUCUGGCAAGGGACUAUGCCGCCAUUGUGUUCUUUGCUAACAGCCGUUUUGAGACAGGGAAGAGAAAACUACAGUACUUGUCUUUCCAGGACUUUGCCUUUUGCGCUGGUCAGCUCAUUAGCUACUGGACUGUGGGGGCAGUUGACAACAUGAUGGAAGACAUGGAUGUUGAUCUAGAAAAAGAGUUUCUGCAUGACUUGAAAGACUUGAAAGUUUUGGUUAAUGAUAAGGACAUGCUGGACCAACACAAAAGUUUGGUGUGUGCACAGCUUAGAGGGAAAAUUAAAGUCUUUAGUGAGAUGGAGGCCAGUUUUAAGAAUUUGUCAAGAGCUCUAGUUAACAUUGCUUCAAAACUCACACACACCAAAGAUGUCCGAGAUCUUUUCAUCGACCUUGUGGAGAAGUUCAUUGAACCGUGCCGGUCAGAUAAAUGGACAACCGAAGACCUCAGACUUUUCCUCAUGCACUACAGCAGCUCUGUGCACACGCUUGAGGCUUUCAGGCAUCAAAUAAUAUGGGACAGAUACAUGGGUGUCAUCAAAAGCUGCAUCCUGAAAAUGUACCAUGACUAGAACAUAUUUCCAUUGCUGGUUUCCAGUUAGCGUGACCAAAUCUCUCUUUUGUAAAUGUUACUACCUCAGAUUUCUCUGUAUUUCAAAGCAUUCUUGUACAAUAGAUUAAAUUUUAGUAAAAAAAGUGUCCAAAAA